Molecule: messenger RNA, 3411 nt
Organism: Aphanomyces astaci
Lineage: Eukaryota; Oomycota; Saprolegniomycetes; Saprolegniales; Verrucalvaceae
Exons: 3
Coding region: 14-3313 (1099 amino acids)
Biological process (GO): regulation of DNA-templated transcription
Cellular component (GO): Cdc73/Paf1 complex
Molecular function (GO): RNA polymerase II complex binding
Source: RefSeq, a predicted model, not a curated record
GUGUGGUUGAACGAUGGAAGACCCCACGGUUGAGGAGUCGACGCGCAAGUCGCUGCUCAUUCCGGUGCAUAAGAGCGAUGAGAUCGUCGAGCUGUUCACGGACGAAUUCCCCGACGAUGCAAACGACAUCAUGGACAUUCUCCGAGCUGAAAUCGCGCCGCUGGAGGUGUGGCUGAGCGUCGCGAUCGAAUACUACCUCCAGGGGCGCACGGAUCAAUUCGAAGUGAUCUUAGAUCAAGCGACGAUGCCAGAAGCCGAGGAGAUCUAUAACGACGAUGCCGCACGGAAGAGUCGACUAAAGAUGUUCAACGCGUGGGUGUCGCAUUAUGUGAACGUCAUGUGGAACGAAGACGACGAGCGGCGCCGCGAGAUUCCCGCUCAAAAGGCGGUCGCGUUGUUCCAAAAGGCCGAUCGCAUCGAUGCGCAGUGCCCCAACACGUUAGUUGGGAAGGCACUCAUGUUCAUGGCGAAGGGGGAGGACGAGCGCGCCGAGCGUUUCCUCAAGAACGUGCUGAUCGCGGACAAGGAGAACCUACCCGCCAUCCUCGCGUCGGCGCUGCUGCAUGUUCGCAAAAAGAAGUUUGUCGAAGCCAAGAAACUUUACCAGGAAGCGAUCGUGCUGCACCCGAAGAGCCCUCAAGCGAGCCGCAUCCGCAUGUGUUUUGCCUACUGCUGCUACCAAAUGGGCUGCGUGGACAAGGCCAAGGCCGUGAUGAAGUACGCCGCCGCGCUCGACGACAGUAACGUCACGGUCAUGAUGGCGAACGCGCUGUGGUCCCUCGCGUCGUUGCCCGCCGACGACCGCCUCCGCUCCAUGCAAGACGAAGGCUCUCGCUUCAUGGCGCUAGUCCAUCACGCGCACGCAUUGGAUCCGAAGCACCCGUCAGUUCUAAAUCACUUGGCCAACCACUACUUUUUGCAGUGGAUUCCGCUGCCGGGCACCGUGUCCGUGGUCCGGGGGUCGGCUAUCGCCACAACCACCCACGACAUCUCAAACGACGUCGUCCACGGCCAGCUAAUUUGCAUCGGGGACAAAUACAUUGCGUAUGUUCAAGACGUGUCAUCUCGAAGCAUCACGCUGGACGUUCCUUUCAAGGAAGUAUCUCGGUCAGGGCUGUCGAUCAGUCGCAAAUUGUACGACCAAAUGAACACUCUCGCAUCGAAUGCGUACCAUGCGACUCAAGUCAAGGAACUGCGCGCAGAAAGUUGCUACUUGAUAGCGCGCGGCCACCACGCCGAAGGCAAGUACCAGGAAGCAUUUGGGUAUUAUUACAAUGCUGCGCGCAGCAUGCCGUCGUACGCGAUGCCAUGGUACGGCCUCGCACAAAUGUAUUACCACCAGAACGUGCUGGAAAAGGCGGUUGUGUACUUGGAGAAGACGCUCAAGCUGUUCCCAGACAACACGGACGUGCUGCUGUUCCUCGGGCAUGUGUACCGUCGGUUGGGCCGCAAAGCGGACGCAAUCGCCAACUUUCGACGGGUAGCCGACCUCGACCCGGGCAACGUGGACGCGCUGAUCGGGACCGCCGAGAUCUUGCACGUGUCCACGGAGAGACAUGAACAACUGGCGGCAAUUUCCGCAUAUGUAGCGGCACAGCGCGUGCUUCAAAACGCCAUGGAACCCGUGCCCGACGGCCUGCACACGAAUUUUGGGUCGCUACAUAUGCGAGUGGGGCAGAUUCACGAAGCGAUCGAGUGCUACGGGUUGGCCCUCAACCAGAAAACAACGAUCGCCGCCAUAUUUGAGGUCCCCGCUGUCACAGAAGCCAACGUGACGGUGCUGUACAACUUGGCGCUUGCGUACGAAAAGCUGGGCGAGUGGCGCGCGAGCACUGGGAUUUACAAAGCGAUUCUCGAGACAUUUCCGUGGUAUUUGGAUGCGUUGCUGCGGCUGGCCGUGCUCGAGCGCGACGUCGGCAACGCCGACAAGGCCACGACGCUGCUCGACCAGGCGCUGGCCCAAGACCCGACGUGUGCCACGGCGUGUUUGCUGCAGGCCAAUAUGCAUUUUGCCAAGCGCGAGUGGAGUCUCGCACAGAAAAAGUACGAGGCGGUGCUCGGGAUGAAGCAGCCGGAUGGCGGCAUGGCGAUGAAGAACGACCCGUACACGUUUCUGAGUAUGGGCAAUAUUUUCAUGAGCAACAUUGGCGAAAAGGGCCGCUAUGUCAAGAAUAUGACGCUGAGCGAGACGUACUACAAGAAAACCCUGAGUGGCCAUGCGCAAAACGUGUAUGCGGCCAACGGGAUUGGCAUCAUGUUGGCGGAGAAGGGCCAGUUUGACAAGGCCAAGCUCGUGUUUGCGCAGGUGCGCGAAGCCGCGCCAGACAUGCCAGACGCAUGGAUCAACCUCGGACACAUCCACAUGGCCGAGCAUCGGUUUGGCGAAGCGAUCCAGCUGUACCAGGUUUCGCUCGCCAAGCACUACAAGGGGCAGGACGUGUCUGUGCUCCUGUACUUGGCCAAGGCGUACUAUGAAGCCAAGCGGUACAGCGAAUGCAUCACGGCGCUGACAAAAGGCAUCCACAUGGCCCCGCAAGAACUCAAGCUCUGGUACAACUUGGCGUUGGCGCAAGAGGAUUUCGCGGUCGCGACGCUCGGCGAAACGUCGGCGUCGGUGGCCAAGUCGAGCCGCACGAUGGCGGACGUCCAGCGCGCGAUCAGCGACCUCCAGCGCGCCCAGCGCAUCUACGCGUUCUUGGACGUGGCCGUGCCGGCGGAAACCUCGUCCAAGAAAGCGCACCAGAUCGAAAUGGACAAGGUGCGCGACCACGCCAAGUUUUGCCACGAAACGCUGGAAAAGGCCAGUGUCCAUUUGGAAUUUGAACGGCAGCGCGAAGAAAAGCGCAAGGCAGACGCGGAAAACCGCCGCCGCAUGGUGAUGAUGCUCGAAGACGAACAGCAAGCGCAGCUGGUGGCGCAAAAGGAACGCGAGGCCGCGCUCGAACUCAAGCGCGCGCAGAUGCUCAAGGCGACCCAGGAACGAUUGAAGGCGGCUAGCGAGGCUUGGAAACAAAAGGAAGCGGAUACUGCGUCCAAAACGGCCAAGAAAUCGAGCAAGAAGCGCAAGGCAGAUGUGUCGGACGACGAAGAUGACGAAGAUGAUGUUGUUGGCGCGAUCCCGGACGCGGCGGCGGCAGCAUCAUCGCCCCCACCGGCAAAGAAACCAAAAGCCACCGACGACUUGUUUGGUUCCGAGUCGGAGCACGAAGACGACGAACGAGAGACAAUUCACGGCACAAAUGUAUCGCCACCCCGGGAAAUGGACGACAAGCAGCACGCGGAGUUGUUUGGAUCGGAUUCGGACGAUGAUUAAAAAAAAGUGUGAUGUAGCAAGUGUUUGGACGAGGGUGCGCCGGCGGAUUAUAAAAAAAUAAUAUAUAUCGAGGUGCCACCAUCACCAAAGUACAUAUA